CCCGCUUCCGCUUCCUCUCCCGGUCCAUGGCGGCCAUGAGCGAGUUCCGGCUCCACCACGACGUGAACGAGCUUCUCCGGCUCCUCCGCGCGAGGGGCUCCUGCGGGGAAGGCGGCGGCGCCGAGGGCUACGUGGAGCUGCUGCAGAGGAGCCAGAGCGGGCCCUUCCUCGCCACCUCCGCCGCCGCCCUCGGAGCCAAGGUGAAGAUCGCGGAGUUUUCUCGGACGCCGGAAGACUUUCUGACCAAGUACGACGAGCUGAAGUCGAAGAACACGCGGCACCUGGACUCGCUGGUGCAGCUGCUCUCCAAGCUCACCGAGGACAAGGAGACCCUCCAGUACUUGCAGCAAAAUGCCAAGGAAAGGGCAGAGCUGGCAGCCAACACAGCAGCCAACAGUGGUGGAGCCAGCAGCAGCGUCACUUUCUCCAUCCCCUCAACAGCAGCCAAAAUGACCGUCCAGGAGCUGGAGGAGUUACGGAAGCAGCUGGGCACCGUCACAACCAGCUCAAGCGCCCCACAGUCUCUUGAGCUGGUGCGGAAGUCGCUCAGGGACAAGCAGAACAGGAAGAACUCUGGGCAGCCCAUCCCAUCCUUUCCCGCCUGGGUGUAUGAGAGGCCGGCCCUCAUCGGGGACUUCCUCACUAGCUCCAGCCUGAGCCUGGACACCACGGUGCCUAUAGGGACUUUGCCUCUGGCAGCCCAGGAAUCUGCCGUGGUGGAGGACUUGCUCUACGUCCUGAUUGGGGUGGAUGGCCGGUACAUCACUGCGCAGCCAUUGGUGGGCAGAGAGAGCCGCACUUUCUUGGUGGACCCCAACCUGGAUAUGUCGGUCAAGGAGCUGGUCACCAGGAUCCUCCCCGUGGCAGCGAGCUACUCCAUUGUCACCAGGUUUGUGGAAGAGAAGUCUUCCUUUGAGUACGGGCAGGUGAACCACGCGCUGGCGGCCGCCAUGAGGGCCCUGGUCAAGGAGUACAUGACCCUGGUGACACAGCUGGAGCACCUGCAGCGCCAAGGCCUGCUCUCCCUGCAGAAGCUCUGGUUCUACAUCCAGCCCACCAUGAGGACUAUGGAGAUCCUGGCUUCCCUAGCCACUUCUGUGGACAAAGGGGAGUGUGUUGGAGGGUCAACACUCAGCCUGCUGCACGAUAAGACAUUCAACUACACAGGAGACAGCCAAGCCCAGGAGCUCUGCCUCUACUUGACCAAGGCCGCCAGCGUCCCCUACUUCGAAAUCCUGGAGAAAUGGAUUUACCGAGGCAUCAUCAAUGAUCCCUACAGUGAAUUCAUGGUGGAAGAGCAUGAGCUCCAGAAGGAGAAGAUCCAAGAGGACUAUAAUGACAAGUACUGGGAUCAGAGGUACACAAUCGUCCAGCAGCAGAUCCCCUCCUUCCUCCAGAAGAUUGCAGACAAAAUUCUCAGCACAGGGAAGUAUUUGAAUGUCGUUCGGGAGUGUGGCCGUGACGUCACUUGCCCCCUGGCCAAAGAGGUCAUCUACACACUGAAGGAGCGGGAAUAUGUGGAGCAGAUCGAGAAAGCCUACAACUACGCCAGCAAAGUGCUGCUCGAUUUCCUCAUGGAAGAGAAAGAACUUGUGGCCCACCUAAGGUCCAUCAAGCACUACUUCCUCAUGGACCAGGGGGACUUCUACGUCCAUUUCAUGGACCUUACUGAAGAGGAGCUGAAGAAGCAGGUGGACGACAUCGUCCCCACCCGGCUGGAGGCUCUGCUGGAGCUGGCCCUGCGGAUGAGCACAGCAAACACAGACCCCUUCAAGGAUGACUUGAAGGUUGACUUGAUGCCCCACGAUCUCAUCACACAGCUCCUGAGAGUCCUGGCCAUUGAAACCAAGCAGGAGAAGGCCAUCAUCCACGCAGACCCCACGGAGCUCUCGCUCAGCGGCCUGGAAGCCUUUUCGUUUGAUUACAUCGUGAAGUGGCCUCUCUCGCUGAUCAUCAACAGGAAGGCCUUGACGCGCUACCAGAUGCUCUUCCGGCACAUGUUCUACUGCAAACAUGUGGAGCGCCAGCUGUGCAACGUCUGGAUCAGCAGCAAGACGGCCAAGAAGUGCUCCCUGCACUCCUCCAAAUGGUUUGCUGGUGCCUUCACUCUCCGCCAACGGAUGCUGAACUUUGUGCAGAAUAUCCAGUACUACAUGAUGUUCGAAGUGAUGGAGCCGACUUGGCACGUCCUGGAGAAGAACCUAAAGUCGGCUUCCAAUAUUGAUGAUGUCUUGAGCCACCACACCAGCUUCCUGGACAACUGCUUGAAGGACUGCAUGCUCACCAACCCAGAGCUGCUGAAGAUCUUCUCCAAGAUGAUGUCUGUCUGCGUCAUGUUCACCAACUGCAUGCAGAGAUUAUCCCACAGCAUAAAGCUGGACAAUGAGCUGGGACGCCUGACAGUGGAGCACGGGACCAUGAGGGGCCCCCCCACUGAGCAGGAGCGCACAGAGGAAUCCGCCCGGAAGCAGCUGGCGAACAAGCUGUUAGCAGAGCAGGCUGAUUCCUUGCACAUCACCUCUGGCUUCGAGGCCACAAUCAACAAGUUUGACAGCAAUUUCUCAGCCCACCUCCUGGACCUGCUGGACAAGCUGAGCAUCUACAGCACCAACGACUGCGAGCACAGCAUGAUCAACAUCAUUUACAGGUUGGACUUCAACGGCUUCUACACAGAGCGGCUGGAGCACAUGUCUGCCGAGCGGAGCCAGAAGGCCGUGCUGCAGGCAGGGGCCCCCAGGCCUCUGGUGGCCACCCAGUGACCCCCUUCCCCCUCCCCAGGGGCUGCACCCAAAACUCCCUGGGUAAAUUUAGCACUUUUAUUGCAUAGGUAACCUAGAGCUGCAGCAAGACACUCCCACUGCAGCCGCCAUUGCUUGUCCAUAAAGAAUUGUGGCGUUUCUGGAUGCAUCUACUUUUUCAACACAGCUGAACAAUUUGGUGUAUUUUACUUGACAUAAAAAGUACCUGUAAGCAG
Molecule: messenger RNA, 2974 nt
Organism: Lacerta agilis (Sand lizard)
Lineage: Eukaryota; Metazoa; Chordata; Lepidosauria; Squamata; Lacertidae
Gene: TUBGCP2
Product: tubulin gamma complex associated protein 2
Exons: 17
Coding region: 27-2759 (910 amino acids)
Biological process (GO): spindle assembly; cytoplasmic microtubule organization; meiotic cell cycle
Cellular component (GO): equatorial microtubule organizing center; gamma-tubulin small complex; spindle pole
Molecular function (GO): gamma-tubulin binding; microtubule minus-end binding
Source: RefSeq, a predicted model, not a curated record